AUGACCACCUACCACCGAGAAGACCUUGACUACGACUACGACGUAUCCUGCUGCAUCCCCUCCACCGAGCGCUCCCUCAGCCUAGCCGUGCACCGACCGACCAUCUCCCGCAGCAUCUCCACCUCCCACCACCAUUCCUACCGCGAGCGAGAGCGUGAGCGCGAGUACUACCUCCCAACAUCCACGCAAUCCCCCACGCUAGACGAAAUCGUCCGAAAUAACCAUGCGCUCGUCACCCGUCUGAACCGCAAGAUCCCGCCGGGCGCCGUGUACAGCCAGGUGCACCCCAAGAUGAAGGACGACGGGAGUUAUCCUAGAGACUUCAGCAUCGCGCUGACACGGGAUCAGUUCGAGGCUAUGGAUUCGAGCACGCUCGACCGGAUCCUGAUAAGCUAUGGCCUCCUGAGCUCGUUCACGGGGCGGGGGCGGGACAUCAAGCGGCGCAAGCUGUGGCGGCUGUUUGAGUACCUCGGCGCGGAUGCGCUCAAGCCAUCUGGGGGAGGAUGGAUGGCCGAGGGGGGGAGUGGUGGCGCGAGCUAUGGGGGUGGACAGAGGGUUGUUGGAUGGUGAGACGCUUUCGGGAAUGGUUGGUUGGUUGGUUGGACGUCCGCGCGAAGAAGAAAUAUAGACGAGAACUGUGUGUGCUCUUUUGGAGGUUGUUUCUGUUGGCUUGUGUUUUUGAUGGUAGUUAGUGGAAGUGGUAGAUGAGCUGGCGAUAGUUACAUGUAAUGAUCAUAAUGGUUUCGGCAUCGGC
Messenger RNA from Tricharina praecox, 754 nucleotides. RefSeq lists its product as uncharacterized. The coding region runs from base 1 to 570 and encodes 189 amino acids. NCBI's taxonomy places the organism in Eukaryota, Fungi, Ascomycota, Pezizomycetes, Pezizales, Pyronemataceae. The record is from RefSeq and is a predicted model, not a curated record. The transcript has 3 exons.